UACGAAUUUGUCUCAGUGUGGUGUUCGGCCUGUGAACAUAUCUCUACACAUACAAAUUAAUUAUGGAUUGAUAUUUGAAAGUAAAUUAUAUUAAAAAUCCUUUAUUUUUUGCAGACAUGGGGAUUAACUUUUUCCUGGUGUGUGUUGCCAUUCUAAAGGCAGCUGUCAGUGGUUGCCCAAUAGGAAAGGAGUUCAUCACUGCCUUCAUGCCUAAUCAUAACGGAAAUGAUGGGGAAGCUCAACCCAGACUCACCAUCACAGCCCAGGAGUCCUCAGCUACAGUUACAGUCGAAAUCAAGGGGCUCAAUUUUAAACAAUCACUAACUAUAGAGAAAGGCUCUACCAACUAUGUCACCCUCCCAAGCAAAGCUGAGAUUUAUGAAGAUGGAGUCUCAGCCAAAACAGUGCUGAUUACUUCUAAUACAGACAUCUCAGUGGUAUCCUCUCACAUUAAGCCAUAUACUGGAGACAGCAGUGUGAUCUUCCCCAGUCACCAACUAGGCAAGAAACAUGUAGCCUUCACUCCAGAUGCUGGUCCCUUAAAUAAGAUUGUGGCUAUCAUCAAUGGCAAGGAAGACAACACAAUUAGUAUUCUACCAUAUUCAAACCUAAAGCUUAAAAGCGAUAUACACUUGAAGCAAGGAUUAAAGAUGGAUAUUAGAUUAGGUCCUUAUCAGGUUUAUCUGCUUCGGAGUGAGAAGACCUUAACAGGAACUAUGAUUGAGUCUCAGCUCCCUGUAGCCGUCCUGGCAGGACACGAAUGCCUCAGCCUUGUUGACACAUGUGAGCAUGUCUAUGAACAGCUAGUGCCAAUAGAGUUGCUCUCUGAUGAGUACCUCAUCCCUCCCAUGCACCCUUUGCUUAUUGGCCAGGACACAGCGCAUGUUGUUGCAACUGAGGAUAAUACUGAUGUGACGAUUUAUUAUGGUCCACUGCCUCAGCGUAAGUCAUUACGUUCUGGAGAGCUUCUGAAUGUUGUAAUUAACUUGCCAACAGUAAUCCAAAGCAAUAAAAAGAUCAUGGUUAUGUACUCCAGUACCAACAUCCCAAAUGAUGAGUUCUUGACGAACAUAAUUCCUGUGUCACAAAUGUCCAAUACAUGGACUGUUUAUGCACAAGACGAUUACCAGAAUUUUGCAGUUGUUGUCUCAGAGACGAAGGCCAGUAAUUCUCUUCUUAAUUUUUUUAAUUGGAAUGUUUUUCCUGCAAACAAGAAGUAUUCAUGGGCCAUUACAUCACUUGGUAACCAAAAAGGCCCUAUAACCAUGUCCAAGGAUUUACCACAGGCUGUCUAUGUUUAUGGUGGGAAAGUAAGACAUGGCUAUGCCACAACAGGAGUGUGCAAUGCUCCUUCUCUUCCACCACCUCCGAAAGAUCCCUGCGAAUCUGUUAAAUGUCGUUGGAGAGAGGAGUGCAGGAAAGGUGUCUGUGUCCAUGUUGACACCGCAACAUGUUGGGCUCUUGGUGAUCCCCACUACAAAAGCUUCGAUGAGAAGAGAUUUGAUUUCCAGGGCACCUGCACCUACACUAUGGCCACUACUGUAAAAACGGAGACUGGCCGUGUUCCCUUCACAAUUUUGGCGAAGAAUAAUCACAGAGGGAGUAAUUUGGUGGCCUAUGUCAGGACAGUAUCAGUCAAUGUGUACAAUUAUACAAUAGUUGCCAGCAAGCAAGUGGGUGUAGUUGAGGUGAAUGGUGAAAUCACUCACCUGCCUGUAAGUCUAGCUCAAGGAAAGAUCACAGUGGUGCAAAGUGGUUGGAAUGCACUCAUAACAACAGACUUUGGCUUAGAGGUGAAAUAUGACUGGAACAUGAUGCUAUACAUAACAGUGCCCAGCACCUACUUUGGGUCACUCGGCGGACUUUGUGGAAACUACAAUGGAGACUGGACAGAUGAGCAGUCUGACCCCAAAGGAACGAAACUUUCCACUGUGUUAGAGUUUGCCAAGAGCUGGAAAGUUUUAGACAAUGACUUGUUCUGCCGUGAUGACUGUGAGGGCAAAUGCCUCCUCUGCUCACCUGAGCUUAAAGAAAAAUAUGGUGACAACAAUUACUGUGGUCUUAUGGCAAAAACAACUGGGCCAUUUGCCAACUGCCACAAGACUAUUGACCCAAGUGUAUACAUAGACAAUUGUGUCUAUGAUGUGUGCAUCAAUAAAGGCGUUAGAAGUUUCCUUUGUGAAAACAUGCAGAUCUAUGCUGAGGCUUGCAUGGCAGCUGGGGUGAAGAUAGAGUCCAACUGGAGGAUGCUGUCUGAGUGCCCACUGCAAUGCCCAGUAAACAGUCACUAUGAGCCUUGUGGAACUGCAUGUGCAGCCUCUUGUGCAGAUCAAGAUGCACCAAAGACAUGUGAUAAGCCUUGUGUGGAGGGCUGCCAGUGCAAUAAUGGUUUUGUCCUUAGUGGAGACAAAUGUGUUGCACUGGCACAAUGCGGCUGUACCUACAUGGACCGUUAUUACCCUCCUGCUGAGACAUUCUGGGGAGACCAGACAUGCACUAAGAAAUGUUCCUGCAGUUCAGGACAGGUCAAAUGUACACCCACAAAGUGCAAGGCUUCUGAAGAGUGUAAAAUCCAGAAUGGUGUGAGGGAUUGCUACCCGCAAUCCUACGGGCAUUGCAUAGGCAGUGGAGAUCCCCACUAUUUAACAUUCGAUGGGAGGCGUUUUGAUUUCCAGGGUACUUGCACAUAUUACCUUUCUAAACUGGUCAACACAUCUGACACUUCACUGGUGCCCUUUGAGGUUCUUGUCAAGAAUGAAAACAGAGGACUGAAUAAGGUUGUUUCCUUCACCAAGACUGUGGAAAUCAAAAUCUUUGGCUACACCAUUAUCAUGAGUAAAGACAAUUAUGGUAAAGUGAUGGUCAACAACCUUUUUGUAAAUUUGCCAUUUGAGAAAGAGGGUGGUCAACUAUCCAUAUUCCGCAGUGGUUACUUUGGAGUGGUUAAAACAGACUUUGGAAUGAAUGUGAGAUUUAACUGGGAUAGCUACGUUGAAAUCACUCUCCCUAGCACAUACAGUAACCAGGUAGGAGGUCUCUGUGGUAACUGGAAUCUGAAUGUAAAUGACGACCUGAUGUUCCCAAACAAAAGCAUAACAACAAACCCUACUGCAUUCGGAAAUGGCUGGAAAGCCAGAAAUGACCCUGGUUGCUCGGUAGAGUGCCAAGGCCAGAAAUGUCCCAAAUGUGAUGCUGUAGACAGGAAUAAGGAUGCUUUCACAAAACCUUGUAGCCUGAUUACAGAUUUAAAAGGCCCAUUUAAAGCAUGUCAUAGCCAAAUCAAUCCCACCAAGUUCUACGAAGACUGCGUGUAUGACAUGUGUAUGUACGGUGGUCAUUCUACAGCCCUUUGCAGCGCACUUACAGCCUACACGACUGCAUGCCAGACAGCACACAGCAUUGUGGAGCAAUGGAGAACUAAUAGUUUCUGUCCUGCAUCCUGCAGAGCUAACAGCCACUAUGAUGUGUGUGGUGCUGGAUGUCCUCAGACUUGCAAUGGUUUCACUGAGCCUACGGCUUGCCAGCGUGCACCAUGCAUCGAAGGCUGUGUGUGUGAUGUCGGAUUUGUCCUGAGCAAUGGCGAGUGCGUGGCAAUGGAUCAAUGUGGCUGUUCAUAUGAAAGCCAGUACUAUAAGCUGGGCCAAGUCUUUUACCCCAAAGGCAAGUGCAGCCAGGUGUGUGUCUGCCAGGAACAAGGAAAGGUCACAUGUAAAGACGAUUUCUCCUGUGGUCCUAAUGAGCAGUGUGAUAUCCGUGAUGGGGUUCAAUCCUGCCAUCCUGAUGGCACAGGAUCUUGCUCUGUCUCUGGUUCUGGGACCUACUAUUCAUAUGAUGGGAACCAUAUCAGUGUGCCAGGGAACUGUGUGUACAAACUGGUGGAAACAGUCAAGACUGUGGCUCAGAAUAAGAUGCCUUUCAGUGUGACAGUGCAGCAAAUAUCUUCUACCAUAAUGGUCAAAAGAAGAAUCGACAUAGUUGUAAACCAAUAUAAGAUUGCCCUGAUUCCUGAUCUUCAGUGGGAAAUAAGGGUGGAUGAGGUUAAAGCUCUUCUCCCAGUAACACUUCAAGAAAGACUGAUCAAGGUUUAUCAGAGUGGUGCGACCAUUAUCUUGGAAACCUCUUUUGGAUUAAAGGUGACCUAUGACACUGUGUCACUAGCCACAGUUGAAAUCCCAUCCACUUACAAAAAUGCUGUCCAAGGUCUCUGUGGUAAUUAUAAUGAUAACAAGGCAGAUGACUUCCGAAUGCCAGAUGGUAAUCAGGCCACCUCUGCCGAGACAUUUGUUGAAGCUUGGCUAGUGAUUCAGGAAGGAGUGACCUGUCACACAGGGUGUCCACCAGGCUCCACUUGUCCAGGGUCUGGAACGGGAGCCCCACCAAAUGAAAACAAUGCUUGUAAGAUUCUAACUAUGGAGAAAGGCCCAUUCUCUAAUUGUUAUUCCAAAAUUCCACCGUCACCAUUCUAUGAUACAUGUAUAAAGGAUGUCAGUUCACAGCCAGAGGAUAAAACACUUGUUUGCCGCCAUGUCCAAAACUAUGUAGUCCGUUGCCAACAAGCUGGCAUCUCUGUCAGCAGCUGGAGGAAUUCAACCUUCUGUCCAAUGACCUGUCCUCUAAAAAGUCACUAUGAACUAUGUGCGGACACCUGCACAUCAACUUGUGCCAGCCUUACCGUUGCACCUAAUUGUCCGGAGUGUCUUGAAGGCUGCCAGUGUGACGAAGGCUUUGUCUUUGAUGGAGGCGAAUGUAAGCUUGUCAGUGAUUGUGGUUGUUUGGUGGAAGGAAGAUAUUACAAGUCUGGGGAGUCAGUAGUCAGAGGGGACUGUAUAGAGAGAUGCACCUGUAAGGCUGGACAGUUCUCAUGUGAGUCCAUGAACUGUAAGGAAGAUGAGGUCUGUCGCAAACCAGGCGGUAUUCCAACAUGCGUACGAGAUCCCUGCAGCAAGAAAAUAUGUCGUGAGAAGGAGAAAUGUGUGGAGAGAGACAAUGAAGCAGUGUGUGUGGCCACCUCUAAGGCCACAUGCAGAGUUUUUGGAGAUCCUAACUAUGAAACCUUCGAUAGAAACAGGUUUUCUUUUCAAGGCACCUGCUCUUACAUUAUGGUAAAAACGUCGGGUGAAGACAAAAGCCUCACGGAAUUCGUCAUCAUUAACAAGAACGAACACAGCACACGUGGCUCUUAUGUAAAGACAGUCUCUGUGAAGUUCUCAGGCCAUGAAAUCAUCAUUAUACAACACAACCUCAACAAAGUGAUAAUUGAUGGGAAUGAAUCCAUCCUGCCUGUGAGUCUGGACUCAGACCGUAUCCGGAUAACGCAGUCAGGAAUAAGAGGAACCCUGUCAACAGACUUUGGUUUGGAGGUCACAUUUGACUGGGGCGAGUUAGUCAGGGUGACCGUGUCCAGUAGCUACUAUAAAAACCUAGUGGGCAUGUGCGGAACCUAUAACGACAACCGUGAUGAUGACUUUGUCACACCAACAGGCAAUGUUGCCAAAGACAACACAGAAUGGGGGCAGUCAUGGAGCGUUCCGGACAAGGACCCCAAGUGCUGGCACUUCCCGUCAUGCUCUGAAGAGGAGUUGCGCCAGUAUAGAGGCCCCAAGUUCUGUGGCAUGCUAGAAGACAAAACUGGGCCUUUUGCUAGCUGCAACAAUACAGUUAAAAUGGGGCAGUUUACAUACAACUGUCUCUUUUAUACAUGUCUCACUCACGGAAACCAUGAUGACUACUGCAAAGUCAUGAAUUCUUAUGCAAACAACUGCAAGUGGGCAAACACGGAUGUGUCAGCGCAGUGGAGGGAGAUUGCCAACUGCAAGCUGAUCCAGUAGUCAAGAGGAGCGAACCAGUGUCUGAUAAUGUUCACCUGUGAACCAGAAUCAAUAAAUUUUUCUUCUAUAUUUUCUUCCUACAGAUAUUACUGCUGGGUGAUUGUUUUAGCUACUCUGAUUAAUUAAUUCAUCGAUUAAUAAUGAAUCAGUGUAAUCUAGUCCAUGAACCUAAUUAAUUAAUCAUAGAAUCACAUACUUGCUUUUUCUUUUUUUCUUUAAUGAAUUUUGGCAAGAUUUCAAGAUAUAAAAUGAAUCAAAUAAAAAAGAAAUAAUAUCUUAAACAUUUGUUCAUUGCAUGGUUUUGCAGCCUCACAGCUCCAGGGUUUGAUCCUCUGCUGAGGUGACUUAUUUAGUUUCCCAUGUGUCUAGGUUUCCUUCAGUGUCCAGAGGGAGAUGGAUUGGCUACACUAAAUUGCCUCAAGUGUGUGUAGUGUGUGAUGGUCAGUGACGUGCAUUCCUGCAUUGCACCAGGUGUUCCUUGACCAGUAUUUAAUAAUGACAAUAAAAAUAUCAAAAC
Hemibagrus wyckioides is the source of this 6345-nucleotide messenger RNA. RefSeq names its product IgGFc-binding protein. Gene Ontology annotation, molecular function: protein binding. Lineage: Eukaryota; Metazoa; Chordata; Actinopteri; Siluriformes; Bagridae. The record is from RefSeq and is a predicted model, not a curated record. The transcript has 13 exons. Bases 117 to 5828 code for a protein of 1903 amino acids.